Messenger RNA from Aureobasidium namibiae CBS 147.97, 630 nucleotides. RefSeq lists its product as uncharacterized. The transcript is spliced from 2 exons. NCBI's taxonomy places the organism in Eukaryota, Fungi, Ascomycota, Dothideomycetes, Dothideales, Saccotheciaceae. The record is from RefSeq and is a predicted model, not a curated record. Bases 1 to 630 code for a protein of 209 amino acids.
AUGCCAGGCAAGAACGCCAUCGUUUCGCCAGCCCCUCGAGCUUUCGGUCGCUUGAAGGUAAUCUCUUGCUUCGCGCAAGCCGCUGUAUCCGCGUACCGAGUGGGUGAUAGUCUCGAGGACAUUUCCAAGUGCCAAGCAGGACGAGAUGCAGCGUUCCUGCGCAGGAAACCUCAACAAGGACGAUAUUACGGGUUCCCGCAGUCGAUUCAUCAUUGGUGGUGCAGGAAAGCCAAUGUUGAACCCAUGGCGUGCAGUUCGUGCGACACUCAUGGUCUCAUGUCUGCCGUAGCAUGGUCCCGUGAAGGUGGUCGGAUUUUCAGCCUCGGCUUCGAAAUGCAACCUCGUUCACCAGGAUAUUCACCGCUUCAUCCAACAGCGUCCAAAGCCGUCGUUUACUACCAGCAAAAGCUCUUUCAGGUUACAGAAGCACAACUCAAGAUAUCCGGGGGACCUCGCAAACAAAACUCAACCCACCAAGCGCUCAAAACCAGCGGCCCGAACACCGAGUACGAUUCACAUCCAACCACCUGGUCCAGUAUCUUCGUAUCAACACGACUCAUCGCAUCGUUCUGUUACAUGUGGGAACGGCAGUCUACAGACCCUCCCGCAGAACACCAGCUUCCCUCAUAA